This is a messenger RNA of Chenopodium quinoa (quinoa), 1280 nucleotides long. Its product is annotated as anaphase-promoting complex subunit 10. Gene Ontology annotation, cellular component: anaphase-promoting complex. The record is from RefSeq and is a predicted model, not a curated record. The transcript has 7 exons. Lineage: Eukaryota; Viridiplantae; Streptophyta; Magnoliopsida; Caryophyllales; Amaranthaceae. The coding region runs from base 295 to 873 and encodes 192 amino acids. Gene Ontology annotation, biological process: anaphase-promoting complex-dependent catabolic process; protein K11-linked ubiquitination.
GCUCCUCCUCAUUGUCAAAAAUGUCUAGCACUCUAGCCUAUUAGCUUAAUCACCUAUUGGAAUUUAUUUUUUUAGUAGAUAAAGAGAAUUUCAACCUCUAACAGGUAACCCGAAGGCUGACACAAGUCACACAACAUGCGGAAUUAGUACAUUCAGGCAUUUAGCCAUGUAUUUCAUAUUUGUAAUGAACUAGUUUUCACAUUUCCCCGCUGUUGACAAGGUAUUCAAACGGGCUAAAAAGUCGCGGGCUUCCAAACUAUCUGCGGAUUCAAAUUAUAAUCAAGAACUCCCAAAAUGGCAACAGAAUCAUCUGAAGGAGAAGAUGAAGGAAAGCUAGUCGGAGGUAGCAAGGAUUUGGUUGUAGAUGGUGAUUUGCGCGAGAUGACGAAGAAUGCAGCUUGGAGUGUCAGUUCUUGUAAACCUGGUAAUGGCGUUCAAUGUCUCCGAGAUGAUAAUUUCGAAACGUAUUGGCAGUCUGAUGGAGCACAGCCUCAUAUGAUUAACAUUCAAUUUCAGAAGAAAGUGAAAUUGCAACUUAUUGUGCUGUAUGUCGAUUUUAAGCUCGACGAGAGCUACACACCUAGUAAGAUAUCGAUUCGGGCUGGUGAUGGGUUCCAUAACAUGAAGGAAAUAAAAGCUGUGGAGUUGGUCAAGCCAUCUGGUUGGGUGUAUAUCUCAUUAUCUGGAAAUGAUGCACGGGAAACUUUUGUUAAUACUUUCAUGCUGCAAAUUGCUGUUUUGUCAAAUCACCUUAAUGGAAGGGAUACCCAUGUGCGCCAGAUAAAAGUUUAUGGACCUAGACCGAAUCCUGUUCCGCGUCAGCCAUUUCAGUUCACCUCUGCUGAGUUUUUGACAUACUCCACUGUCAGAUGAGGAUAGUGAGAUGCCAUUGUUUCUGUAUCACUGCACUGCUGUAUGCCUGUAUAUGUAGUUUUUAUUGUUGCUUUGAGGCGAUCUUAUUUUUUCCUUUAUUGGUAACCAAGGGAUGAAGCUAUAACUGCUGAUUGGCUGCCUUGCAAAUCUUGUUAUAGAAGUAUACCAAGCACUCUGCCUGAACUGUAGGAAUUAGCUAAGGAUUGGCCUGAUUCAUAUGGUAUUGCCUAAUGAAAAUGUAUAACCGCUGAUUCGCAGCCUUUAUGCUUUUUCCCAUAAUGCUCAACUAUAGAUAGGUAUACCUUAUUUAGUUGUUUGUACUCCUAAAUGAUAAGUCGAGGAUGCUGAUUUGGCUUCCAGCUGAUUUGGUUUGUUUCCGGCAAUGUCUACAUUUGUUCAAUUUUGCA